Helianthus annuus (common sunflower) is the source of this 1347-nucleotide messenger RNA. RefSeq lists its product as uncharacterized. Bases 202 to 690 code for a protein of 162 amino acids. The transcript is spliced from 7 exons. NCBI's taxonomy places the organism in Eukaryota, Viridiplantae, Streptophyta, Magnoliopsida, Asterales, Asteraceae. The record is from RefSeq and is a predicted model, not a curated record.
UUAUAUAUAUACAAAUGAUGAAAGGCCUUAAGAACAGUUCAAGUUAUCAGGUUUAUCAUGACUGCCAUCUGCCCGUCAUCUUCCCACCUCUGCAAAACUUGUCAUCCACCCUACCACAACACUUCAUCCUUCCACUUUCUACCUUCUCAUCCACCCUCCCAUACCACCUAAUGCUUCGAAUUGCUACCACCGCGUCACCUAAUGCAUCUGUCCCUCACCAGCACUCUUCUACGAGAUAACGUACGCCAGCGAUACAACCACCACCAAAUUCAAGGCUUUCGUCAGGCAAUUAGGGCUCCACCAGAAGGGCAUCAAGCAACCGCGCUAAACACUACUCCACUCUCAAACUUGCCGCCCUCGACACAACCACAACCAAGUCGAAGGCUUUCAUUAGGCGAUUACGUCUCCAGCAGAAGAGAUAUAUUUUGUAUGUUGUGCGAUAAUCAACAUCCCACCACAACGCGCGAGAAGGCGUCAACUUGUGUAACGCAGUUACUAAGCCUCAGCGCUUACAGAUCAACACACUGGCAGCCACCCGAGUGUAAUGAACUCCGUUGCCAUAUGAAGCCAACUUUGGUUGAAUCAACAGAUGCAACCAAAAAGCUUAUUGUCAAAGUGGGAAGCCAACUUUUCAAUAGAUUAUGGGUACUCCUUUUUGGCCACAUUCGUACUUACUUUACACGUGAAUAAUGUGUAUGUUCGUCCAAAGAAACACAAAGUGAAAUUCAUGAACGGCAAUCAGGUUGCGUUUCGCCUCAGUUCGAUAGGAUCACACCAGAAUUCCUACCACACUGCCAUGGUACUUCAGUCUCUUAUAUUGUUCAAGCAACAUAAAAAGAAUAUGAGCUACUUACCUCUGCUUCUAUUGAAACCCAUAAAGGUGCGUGCAUUAGGCCCCACAUUCUUUUUUCGUUUUGUGCUCCCAAUAAAGUUGCUGUAACUUUAAACGUGGCAUGUAUUUUAUUUUUUUUUCCUUUAUUUUUUGAGUUUGAAACUAUCUGAUGCUUGUAGAAACUUAACCGUGAAACAAGAUUGUGAUAACCUUUUGUGAAAACAAGGCGAUGUUGGUUUGGAGAUAACAUUCAGUCCAAAGACAUACUUGCAGUCACUUCAACAUCCAUCUCCGAAUACAAAGGAAUGCUACACCUAGAAAUGACACCGGCAACUACAGUGGCAAUCAAUCAAAGCAUGGAAAGCACACUGUAAUUUUGGUUGUCAUUGUAUAAUAAAAAAAAUCGCAAUCAGUUGCUUACGUCUGUACGCCGUGUUUUUAUGCCUCCGGCCCGCCGCAACGCGCGGCGGGUCAAAAUUAUAGUAUAUAUACAAUUCACGUCGUCCUUAACUACA